Molecule: messenger RNA, 482 nt
Organism: Aspergillus wentii DTO 134E9
Lineage: Eukaryota; Fungi; Ascomycota; Eurotiomycetes; Eurotiales; Aspergillaceae
Exons: 2
Coding region: 105-401 (98 amino acids)
Source: RefSeq, a predicted model, not a curated record
CCGGGGUCAGUCCAGAUUAUUCUUGAGGUUAUUCGGGCUUAUUCGGAUGGCACUUCCGACGGUACUUAUGACAAAUACCCCAGCGCCUAGUGUGUACCGAUGAGAUGGUGUUCCAAGCAGUUACAUAUGUCGGCUUGCUCAGUCUAGGAUUAAUUAGAGGCUUUCCUAGUUAUGCUAGGGGCUCGGGGAUGAUGGGGAUACUUUGGUCGACCCCCUUAUUGUUGACUUCGACUUUGCAAGGUUCAAAUCCCGGUCUCCUGAGCCGCGACGUGACAUUCCCGUGUUUCAACCAUUGCAUUGCACAAAGCACCAUGUACAUUGCCAAGGCAUUGAACGCAGGAAGGCAAGGUCGAUUAUUCAAGACAAAUGGGUGGUCAUCCGGUAUAGAACACGCAAUCUGAUUGUGUUUGGAUAGCUCCGAGGAGAUAUGGUCGCAUGAUAGUCAAGGGAUCUUUCCUUUGAUGGUAAGUUCUGGGAUGAGC